GAUUUUAUACUAUUCGAGUCGGUCUGGCAACUCCCUUGAAAUCAGCUGUUCGUUAAAAAGAAUCACGAUGGCAACUAAGGUUCUACGCUCCCUUUUGCACGAGCUGCGUCAGGCCUCGCCCAACGGCUGCAUCAAGGACUCGCUGGCGGCCCGGUACAUUCUCGCCCAGUACAAGAAGUUUGAGACCACGGACCAGCAACUGUGCAAGCGCCGCGACGAGGCUCUCUUCUUGGGUCAGGCCUACCUUACCUACCUGAGCAGCCAACGCAAGUACACGGAGCUGUACAAGGAGUACCACGGGAGGGGCGAGCGAUCCGUGAGGGAUACUGCGGACCUGGUGGGGUUCAAGCUGCCCACAGAUCCCAAGUGAUGUUCUAGUUAAGUUGUUUCUACAUAUGUAGCUAUUAGUGUGAUUAAAGCGACUAAUUUUGUCAAAAU
Drosophila bipectinata is the source of this 438-nucleotide messenger RNA. RefSeq names its product protein FMC1 homolog. Gene Ontology annotation, cellular component: mitochondrion. The record is from RefSeq and is a predicted model, not a curated record. NCBI's taxonomy places the organism in Eukaryota, Metazoa, Arthropoda, Insecta, Diptera, Drosophilidae.